AUAUGGACAUUUACCCGAUUUCUGUAGGAGCAGUCUCUAGAUAUGACUCAGCCUCCUUUAGUUUAAGUCAACAAUGGCCAUUUUUAGCUCAUUUUAUCAUCCACCAGGCAAAAAUCUGAUUUUUUUAAGGUUUAGCACACCUCUCCAAAACAAGUUGCAUGAAUUAAAGUAUCAACAGAUGUAUGCACAACAAAGUUGAUUACUCAGGGUUAGGGGUUUGUUCUAAUCACUAACACUAAUAUAAGCAACAGAAAUAGUGAUCUUGCCUUAACAAACACCACAAAUGAAAUUACUCUUGGAGUACAAAAGGGAAAAGCGAAGGGAAUGUUUUGGGGCGAAUACACGUUGAAGCAUGUCCUGAAGACCUGACCACAGUUCCCUCAAACACAUGACUCAAACGGUCUAUCACAAACACACAGUGAAACUGGCACAUCAACAUCCACAUGAUUCAGCAGGCCUUGAGAUGACGGUACUAGACAAACGUCAUGCCAUUUGCUCAGAAAUAGCCCCACCAUCAUAUCGAGCAUGACACUGCCUGCUGUUCCAGUAUAAGAGGAAAUUGCAGUGGUGCGUUGAAAGGCCUGUACGGGCCUGUACGCUGCAGUUCUUUGCGACGGUGUGAAAGAACUAUCUGGUGUGGGCUUUUACAACUUCACCCAGGCUGAGAGAAGCUUCACUGUAAAGGAAACGAUAACUGUAAGAAAAACAUGACAACGCUACAAAUGGAUGGAAAGGAAGUUUUGUCUUGAAGUGACAUUGGAAACAUCACUACAGCAACGCUAUAAGAAGGGCGAAUGUAAACAGGAAGUGGAGCUUAUGAAAAUAGCAACACUUAAAGGAAGUCCAGAAGGGCUUAGGAGCUUUAACUGACUUCUGCUUUUUUUGGAGAAGAGACUGACGGGAUCUGACGUGCUAUAGCUCUCGCUGUCCUCUGCGCUAUAGGACAAUAACGAGAUGUCAAACACACGGGUGCAAAUCUCUGAAUCACACAUGGACUCUUUCUGUUUAAAAGCUGUGAAACUUCACAAGAAAAUAAAGUGUGUUAAUAGUACUUGUCAAAUCUGUGUAGCUUUUGUGUCUGAUGGCAUUUCAACAACUGAGCGCAAAACUUUUCUAGACUAACAUAGAAGGGGGGACCCAAAACAUAGGUCUAGAAACCAGAAUAUCAUAGAGACUUGAGGGUGGCCAGAACUCCUUAGCAACCAAGUAGCCACACUCUAGCAUCCAUGCAAAACGUCCUAGCAACUGUAUAUCAGUGCAUUAUUAACACCUACAACACCCUAGCAGCCACAUAGGGACACAUUAAAAACCACCCAGAACACCUUAGCAACCACCUAGCUACACCCUAGCAAAAGUAUAGCAAUGCACUAAUAACACAAACAACACCGUAGCAAUCACAUAGCAACACAUUAUAAACCACUCAAAACACCUUAGCAACCACCUUGCUUCUCUCUAGAAACCAUCCAGAACACCCUUGUAACCACACGGCAAUGUACUAAAAACACCCACAACACCCUAGCUACCGGAUAGCAACACAUAAACCAGCUAGAACACCCUAGUAUCAACCAUCUAGAACACACAAGCAACCUCAUAGAAAUGCAUUAAAAACACCCACAACACCCUAUCAACCGCAUAGAAACACAUUCAAAACCACACAUAACACCUUAGCAACCUCCUAGCUACACCCCAGCAACCAUCCAGAACACCCUGGAAACCACAUAGCAAUGCACUAAAAACAUCCACAACACCCUAGUAACCGCAUAGAAACACAUUAUAAACCACCUACAACAACCUAGCAACCAUCCAGAACACACUAGCCACCGCAAAGCACUAAAAACACCCACAACACCCUAACAACUGCAUAACAACACAUUCAAAACCACCCAGAACACCUUAGCAACCACCUUGCUUCUCUCCAGCAACCAUCCAGAACAACCUGGUAACCACAUAGCAAUGCACUAAAAAUACCCACAACACCCUAGCUACUGGAUAGCAACACAUAAUAAACCAGCUUAAACACACAAGCAACCACAUAGCAAUGUAUUAAAAACACCCACAACACCCUAGCAGCCGCAUAGUAACAGAUUCAAAACCACCCAUAACACCUUAGCAACCUCCUAGCUACACCCCAGCAACCAUCCAGAACACACUAUCAACCACAAAGCAAAGCACUAAAAACACCCACAACACCCUAACAACUGCAUAACAACACAUUCAAAACCACCCAGAACACCUUAGCAACCACCUGGCUACACCAUAGCAACCAUCAGAACACCCCAGCAACUGUAUAGCAGCACACUGAUAACACCCACAACACCCUAGCAACCACAAACAAUACAUUAAAAACUACUUAGAACACACUAGCAAACAUCCAGAACACCCUAGCAACUGCAUAGUCAUGCACUACAAACAACCACAACACUGUAGCAAACGCAUAGCAAGACAUUAAGAAUCAUCCAAAACACCAUAGAAACCACCCAACUACACCCUAGCAACCAUCCAGAUCUCCCUGGCUACCAUCCAAAAGACACUGUGAAAGAGGAGCCGCACAACAGAUCAGCCGUUCACGAGUGUUUAGGAGAAGUUCUGCGUGUCUUGCGGCAGGUAAUCAGCACGUAUCCUCUGCUCAACACUGUGGAAACGCUCACCGCAGCAGGCACUCUUAUCUCAAAGGUCAAAGGGUUCAGCUAUGAAUGCACCACUGAUGCUCAAAAGAAAGAUUUUGAGAAGGCCAUCGAGACCAUCGCUGUGGCCUUCAGCAGCAAUGUUUCAGAGUUGUUGAUGGGAGAAAUCGACAGCACAACUCUCCUGUCAUUACCACCGACAGAAAAGAGCAGGUCUAUGGAGGAUCUGUACAGAGUGUCUUCAGCUCAGGGCUCUGAUGGAGGAGGCAAAUAUGACCAGCUGGAUUGCACAGUGAGUCCACAGGAAGUUGAUAUUCUCCUGCAGCGCAGUGAAGGCGGAGUCGACUCGGCUCUAAAUUACGCCAAAUGGAUCGCUAAAUAUAUGAAGGACAUCAUCAACUACAUAGACAAGAGAAUCGCUCUUGAGAACGAGUUUUCAAAAGGUCUUCAGCGACUCUGUCAGUCCAGCAAACAGAGCAUCACACAGGAACACAUGCCGUUGUUGUCUAUCUUCUCUCUGGCUCUUGAGCAGGACUCAGAACAGAGCUCUGGUUUACAACAGGCCACAAACAACAUCUACACACACACUUUUCUACAGCCAAUGACACAGCGCAGACAGGAACACGAGAAGAAACGCAGAGAUAUUAAGGAACACUGGCAGAGAGCCAAGAGAAAACUGGCCGAUGCAGAGAGUAACCUGCGUAAAGCACGUCAGCUGUACAUGAGUCGCUGCGAGGAGUACGAGAGAGCUCGGAUGGCGGCCAAUAGAGUUGAAGAGGAACAAAGCGGAACAGGAAGCGGCUCGACCACUAAAGCUCUGGACAGGAAGAGACGACUGGAGGAGGAAGCACGCAACAAGGCGGAGGAGACAGAAGCAACGUAUCGCACCUGCAUCGCAGACGCCACGACUCAGCAGCAGGAGUUGGAGGACAUGAAGGUGAACGUGCUGAAACAGAUUCAGGAACUCAUCAGACAGACAGACCAGAUACUGCGAGCGUGCACCAUCUCGUACUAUCAGACGAUGCACGUGCAGACCGCAGCUUUGCCGGUUCAUUUCCAAACGCUGUGCGAGAGCUGUAAACUGUACGAUCCCGGUCAGCAGUAUGCCACUUACGUCAAAAACUUGCAGCUCACCACAGAACUGCCCGUACAGUUCCAGUUUGAGCCGUACUCGGCCUCCGGCCACCAGCUUGUUCGGACCCGGAACAACGGCCUCUCUAGGCAGAGCAGCUCUGAAGCCCCACCUACUUCAGAGGAGGCAGGAUUUGGAGAAGGGGGUGUGGUUAAACCAAGACGAGGUCAAGGUAGAGAUCAUCAUCAGGCUCAUAAGUCGUGGCCGUCCACACUGAGUGACACAGACAGUGUCGGUGUAGCGAGUGGAUUGGGCUCCCCGACAUCCAGUACAGGAGACAUCUCAAAACCUUCAAGGCCAGUGUCUGCUACUACACUGUCAUCCAGUGAAGAUUUAGAUGACAGAGAUGGAGCCAUAACUCCGUUUGAACAAAGUAUAAAUGGCAUCGAACCGGAGAGCUCGGCCCCCACUGGACCAUUCAGAAAUGUUGGAUUAUCUAAAGCAGCAAAAACCCAUCGUCUGCGCAAACUCCGAACACCAUCAAAGUGCAGAGAGUGCGACAGCUACGUUUAUUUCCAGGGUGCAGAAUGUGAGGAGUGUUUCUUGGCGUGUCAUAAGAAGUGUCUGGAGUCGCUGGCGAUUCAGUGCGGUCAUAAGAAACUUCAGGGUCGCCUGCAGCUCUUCGGCCGUGAUUUCUCUCAGGUCAUGCAGGGCGACAAGGAGGGUGUACCCUUCAUCAUUAAGAAAUGCAUCACUGAGAUCGAGAGGAGAGCGCUCAGAAUGAAGGGAAUCUAUCGUGUGAAUGGAGUGAAGACCCGUGUGGAGAAGUUGUGUCAGGCGUUUGAAAACGGUAAAGAGCUGGUGGAGCUUUCUCAAGCGUCUCCACACGACAUCAGCAACGUGCUUAAACUCUACCUCAGACAGCUCCCAGAACCAAUCAUGCCGUUCCGGAUGUAUAAUGAUCUGAUGGGACUGGCGAAGGAAAGCCUGCAGUCAUACUCAGAGGCGGGUGAGGGGGUCAAGGGGCCGGAGCUGGUGGAUCGAGGGUCAGAAACAGAACCGGAGGUGCAGACGCUGGUAGAGAAACUCAGAGAGCUGCUGAAGAGGCUUCCUCAAGCUAACAUCGCCCCACUGAAAUACAUCGUUCAGCACCUGCGCAGAGUAUCUGAACUGGAGCAGGAUAAUAAAAUGAGCGCCAGUAAUUUAGGUAUUGUGUUCGGCCCGACGCUGAUGAGACCCAAACCCACCGGGGCGACGGUGUCUCUCUCAUCUCUGGUGGAUUACCCUCAUCAGGCUCGCAUCAUUGAAGCUCUGAUCAUCUUCCAACACAACAUCUUCAUCUCCACUGACACGCCAUCAUCCUCCUCCUCGCUCACCUCUCCAACACAGUGCCAGGAAUAUGAGACUGAAACUCAUGAAGAGAAAAACAGAGCCGAUCUGGAAUGUGGUCAUUCAGUGGGUUCGUCUGGUUCUCAGGACCGAUCUCUGGACUCGGACUCUGAUGGAGACGAUCUGGAGAGAGGAGGUAAACGACACCCCCCUCUGGUGAGUCAGGAGAGCGAGACCAGCACUGAGGAAGACCAGCUGAGUCCCAGAGUGAGUCUGGACCUGAGCGGACUCGUUCCAGAGACCAUCCCAGAGCAGACCAGCGGUACAGAAGAUACAAACACUGAGCAGACCUCAGAACAGAUAGGAAUUUAAAGAGAUCAAAAUUCAUGCCAACAAUUACCAAACAGCAGAGGAAUAAUAUUAAAAAUGAAAACUGUUAUCAUUUACUCACCCUUAUGUUGUUCCAAACCCGUAGGAUUUUCGUGGAACACAAAAGAUGUUUUGAAGAAUGUGCACAAAGAAAGUCAUACGGGUGAAAGACAUGAGGGUGUUUUUUUAUUUUUGGGUGAACUGUCCCUUUAACUGUUUAUUUUACGGUCUCUGUAUUAAAGUGUAAACGCUUUUAGAAGGUGUAAGAAUAAAACACCACAACGGAUAUCUGACGGAAUUAAGUGUAUGUUUAGUACGUUAUACUGUAGGGGAAUAUACUGUAUAUGAUACAGUGUCCAAAUAGCCGAUGAUGGACAUUAUUUGCAGCUUUCUGUAUUUCCUGAAUGUAAUUAUAUGACUGUGCUCUAUUCUACAUGGACCAUGAUGUUCUCAGCUCAUCUAAGCAUAUCAUUUGGAAAGAAAAUAAUCUACAGUAUAUAAUAAGAAUACAAAUUUCCAAAAAUAUACAUUAUUAUUAUUUAAUAAGAUCCCAAGGUAAAAGUACAUUUGUUAAGUUCCCGUAUAGUUUUUGACAUUAAUGUCAAGGAUGUGUCUCUUUUAGGAACUAGUAACAUUUGUAUUAUUAAAUAUAUAUUAUAGGGGGGCCUGGGUUGCUCAGCGAGUAUUGACGCUGACUACCACCCCUGGAGUCGCGAGUUUGAAUCCAGUGACUCCAGCCAGGUCGCCUAAGCAACCAAACUGGCCCAGUUGCUAGGGAGGGUAGAGUCACAUGGGGUAACCUCCUCGUGGUCACUAUAAUGUGGUUCUCGCUCUCGGUGGGGCACGUGGUGAGUUGUGCGUGGAUGCCGCGGAGAAUAGAAUGAAGCCUCCACAUGCGCUAGGUCUCCACGGUAACGCGCUCAACAAGCCAUGUGAUAACUGAGAUUCGUCCGCAGCCACCCGGAUUGAGGCGAGUCACUACGCCACCACGAGGACUUAGAGCGCAUUGGGAAUUGGGCAUUCCAAAUUGGGGAGAAAAAAACAAAAUAUUUAUUAUAAUUUCAAACCAUGUUUUGUUUUUUAAAUGGCCUUUCUGUUCAUUCUAAGUGUGUGUAUGAGUUUGCAGUCCCAGUGUAACAGCCGUACUGCUGGUCAGUGUGCUGGUUUUAAUGGUUGUAAAAACAUUCAGCAUUUUUUUUUAAAGAGACACUGUCGCGUCUGUUCAAGGAUGUUUAUUUUCCUUCCAUUCAUCCACUUUUAAGUGUCUGUUUCAUUACUGAUGUUAAAUUGCAGGAGGGCUGUACAGUGUAACUGAAUAUUAAGACAGCCCUGUGACUGGAAUGUUUAUCAUUAAAGGAAUAUUCCGGGUUCAAUAAAAGUGAAGCUCAAUGGACAGCAUUUGUGGCAUAAUAUUGAUUUGCACAAAAAUGUAUUUCGACUCAUCCCUUCUUUAAAAAAAGCAAAAAUCUGUGUUCUGGGGGGCCCUGGGUAGCUCAGUAAGUAAAGACGCUGACUACCAUCCCUGGAGUCACGAGUUCGAAUCCAGGCCGUGCUGAGUGACUCCAGCCAGGUCUCCUAAGCAACCAAACUGGCCCGGUUGCUAGGGAGGGUAGAGUCACAUGGGGUGACCUCCUCGUGGUCACUAUAAUUUCUUGCUCUCGGUGGGGCACGUGGUGAGUUUAUGUGGAUGCCGCGGAGAAUAACGUGAAGCCUCCACAUGUGCUACGUCUCCACGGUAACACGCUCAACAAGCCACGUGAUAAGAUGUGGCGGAUUGACGGUCUCGGACGCGGAGGCAACUGAGAUUCGUCUUCCACCACCCAGACUGAGGCGAGUCACUACGCCACCACGAGGACUUAGAGCGCAUUGGGAAUUGGGCAUUCCAAAUUGGGGAGAGAAAAAAAAAAGCUUAAAUCAGUGUUCCAGUGAGACUCUUACAAUGGAAGUCAAUGGGGUCAAUCUGCAAACUUUAAAAUACUCACUGUUUCAAUAGUAUAGACACAAGAAAUAAACAAUGUGUUAACAUGAUUUUACUGUGAUUAAAUCACUUACUAACCACAUCUGUGUAAAGUUAUUAAAGUUUUACAGUUGUA
Messenger RNA from Myxocyprinus asiaticus (Chinese sucker), 7487 nucleotides. RefSeq names its product rho GTPase-activating protein 45-like. The coding region runs from base 2782 to 5397 and encodes 871 amino acids. The record is from RefSeq and is a predicted model, not a curated record. The transcript has 22 exons. Gene Ontology annotation, cellular component: membrane. Lineage: Eukaryota; Metazoa; Chordata; Actinopteri; Cypriniformes; Catostomidae. Gene Ontology annotation, biological process: activation of GTPase activity; signal transduction. Gene Ontology annotation, molecular function: GTPase activator activity.